Cygnus atratus (black swan) is the source of this 1248-nucleotide messenger RNA. RefSeq names its product actin gamma 2, smooth muscle (gene ACTG2). Lineage: Eukaryota; Metazoa; Chordata; Aves; Anseriformes; Anatidae. The transcript has 8 exons. The record is from RefSeq and is a predicted model, not a curated record. Gene Ontology annotation, cellular component: cytoplasm. The coding region runs from base 19 to 1149 and encodes 376 amino acids. Gene Ontology annotation, biological process: vascular associated smooth muscle contraction.
GCCUCUCCCGACCCCACCAUGUGCGAGGAGGAGACCACUGCUCUGGUCUGUGACAACGGCUCCGGGCUCUGCAAAGCUGGCUUUGCCGGUGAUGACGCCCCUCGAGCCGUCUUCCCCUCCAUCGUGGGGCGGCCUCGGCACCAGGGUGUCAUGGUAGGCAUGGGGCAGAAAGACAGCUACGUGGGUGACGAGGCGCAGAGCAAGAGGGGCAUCCUCACGCUCAAGUACCCCAUCGAGCACGGCAUCAUCACCAACUGGGAUGACAUGGAGAAGAUCUGGCACCACUCCUUUUACAAUGAACUACGUGUGGCCCCUGAGGAGCACCCCACACUGCUGACCGAGGCACCCCUCAACCCCAAGGCCAACCGUGAGAAGAUGACCCAGAUCAUGUUCGAGACCUUUAAUGUCCCUGCCAUGUAUGUUGCCAUCCAAGCUGUGCUUUCCCUCUAUGCAUCUGGCCGCACAACUGGCAUCGUCCUUGAUUCUGGGGAUGGAGUCACCCACAAUGUGCCCAUCUAUGAGGGCUACGCUCUGCCCCAUGCCAUCAUGCGUCUCGACUUGGCUGGCCGUGACCUCACCGACUACCUCAUGAAGAUCCUCACUGAGAGGGGCUACUCCUUCGUCACCACCGCCGAGCGGGAAAUUGUGCGCGACAUCAAGGAGAAGCUCUGCUAUGUGGCCCUGGACUUCGAGAAUGAAAUGGCCACAGCUGCCUCCUCCUCCUCACUGGAGAAGAGCUAUGAGCUCCCUGACGGGCAGGUCAUCACCAUCGGGAACGAGCGCUUCCGCUGCCCUGAGACCCUCUUCCAGCCCUCCUUCAUCGGCAUGGAGUCCGCUGGCAUCCAUGAGACCACCUACAACUCCAUCAUGAAGUGUGACAUUGACAUCCGCAAGGACCUGUAUGCCAACAACGUCCUGUCUGGUGGCACCACCAUGUACCCUGGCAUCGCUGACCGCAUGCAGAAGGAAAUCACAGCACUGGCCCCCAGCACCAUGAAGAUCAAAAUCAUCGCCCCACCGGAGCGGAAGUACUCGGUGUGGAUUGGCGGCUCCAUCCUGGCGUCCCUCUCCACCUUUCAGCAGAUGUGGAUCAGCAAACCCGAGUACGACGAGGCCGGGCCCUCCAUUGUCCACAGAAAAUGCUUUUAAGCACCCCCUGCCUGGUGCCUGGGCUGGGGCGCCCUGCUCCUCCUCUGCCCCCGCUGCUCCUCCCUGCCGCCCACUGCGCAAUAAAACCUUUUCUCCAGG